UUCUGAUAGCUGUUUUUGUUUACUUUUGGUAAAUCUGCAGGAAAGCAAUUGCUGGGUCAUAAAGUAGGUUCCUUUCUAGUGUUCUGCAAAAUCUCCAGACUGUUGUCACAAAGGUUGGACCAGCUUACACUCUCACCAGCACUGCAGAAGUGGCCCUUUUCCCCACACCCUCUUUAACGUUUAUUAUUUUUUUCGCCUCUAAUGUAUGGCACUCUCACUGGUGUACAGUGGAAUCUCAUUGUUUUCUUCAUCACAUUUUCUGCUUCCUUACAGGUCUCCUGGUUCUCCUCACCUGCAGAUUUAAAGCCAUAAUAAGAAACGAUGCUUCUCUUUGCCUUGCUCCUAGUCUUAGGACUGUCGAUGGUAGAAACCCAAGAUUUUCAGAAUGGAAGUCAUAAUGAGCUUGCAAAAUCACCCAACAUAAGUGAGAGAAGAUGGACAUAUAGCCUGAAAUGCCACGACUGCUGGGCCAUUAACAACUUCAACUGUCCAAAUGUUAGAGAAUGUCCUUAUGACAUUAGGCGUUGUCUGAUAAUCUCCAUUCGCUUGAAUAGUCGUGAACUACUUAUUUACAAGAACUGUACUCUCAACUGCACAUUUUUAUACCCAAGCCAAGUACCUCCUGAAGCCCCAAGAAAACUCAAAAUUAAUCACUUCUAUUUUGUUCGUUGCUGUGGUUCGAUGACCUGCAAUGAAGGAGGGAUAACAAACUAUGAGAGGGACAUUGAAUCUGAUGAGUCACUUGAGGAGGACACAGAAGGAGCUGGACAAUUGGAGUGUACAUUUCUCCUGACCCUUGCCUCCAUUCUAGUCAGCAGUAUGCUUAUGUGGGAAGAUCUCGUUUGAACAGUCUGGUCAGCUACAUUCUUCAACACAUGUUCUUCUCUCCAAACUUGAAAUAUUGAGACAUUAACUCACACAACCCCACUUGUUGAGUUCUGCAUUUGUAGAUUAUUU
Erinaceus europaeus (western European hedgehog) is the source of this 957-nucleotide messenger RNA. RefSeq names its product glycosyl-phosphatidylinositol-anchored molecule-like protein. The transcript is spliced from 3 exons. NCBI's taxonomy places the organism in Eukaryota, Metazoa, Chordata, Mammalia, Eulipotyphla, Erinaceidae. The record is from RefSeq and is a predicted model, not a curated record. Bases 322 to 846 code for a protein of 174 amino acids.